AACGUCAACGUUGACAGAUCCUUAAAAAAAGAUCUACAGAUUAAACAGGUUUAACUGUUACUAUUAAUGCGUUAAAAUGAGUGCAGAGGAAGUUGUUUCUAAGUUAAAAACCAACUCGGAACAAAACUGUGAUGAAGCUGUACGUCUGUUAGUGAAAAUAGCUGAAAAUAUUGUUAAAGAUCCGGCUAACCUAAAAAUAAGGUCUCUACAAAAAAACAAUUCCACUAUAAAAAAUAAAAUUUUGUCGGUUAAAGGAGGUUUGGAGUGUUUGAAAUUAAUGGGUUUUCAAGAGAAUGAGUCUAGUUUCACACUACCUUCAACAACAUCUGUGGAAAAAUUGCAAGAAGUGAAAAGUUGUCUCUUGAAUUUGAAAAACAGCGACAAACAACAGGGGGCUGUACCCAAAGUAAAGCAAGAUACUAUUAUCAAGAGUAAUAACAGCAAUUUCGAAGUUAAUGGCGAUGAUUUAGAUAAUGUGAAAAGAUUUGUUUUACCUCCCCUUAAAAAGCAAUUUACCAACCCUUUUUUACAAAGGAUUGAAACCGAAUUCCACAGGGCACUCGCUUUUGACGACAAAGAAUGUCAAAAGCGUGCUAAAAAACUAAUUCCAUUGGAUAGGCUUGAAAAAAAUGCACAGAGAAAUUUGCGUUAUGUCCAAACCCGAAUAAAAAAUGAGAGAGUUCAAGACCCGGAAUUUUCCAUCCAGGAUAUGUUAGUCGUGGAAUUGUUAAAAUGGUUCAAAGAAGAGUUUUUUUCAUGGGUCGAUUCUCCCGAUUGUGAGAGUUGUGGGGGAAACACCGUGAUGUCACAUAUGAGUUCUGAUAAAAGCGAUUUAGUUUAUACCAACAGAGUUGAAGUCUAUAAAUGUAAAACUUGCAACUCAUUUACUAAGUUCCCCCGUUUCAACGAUUUGAAUAUUUUGUUGGAAACCCGGAGAGGGAGGUGUGGAGAAUGGGCUAAUGUUUUUACUUUAUUUUGUUGCUCUUUGGGGUGGGAUGCUCGGUAUGUUGUUGAUGAAUUGGACCACGUUUGGACUGAAGUUUAUUCAAUUACGCAGAAACGAUGGGUCCACUGUGACUGCUGCGAAAACGCAUAUGAUACACCCCUAAUGUACGAAACAGGGUGGAAUAAGAAAUUAACAUACAUUAUAGCGUAUUCUCCUGAUGAAGUCCAGGAUGUAACCUGGCGUUAUUCUAGUAAUCAUAGAGAAGUUCUUGCACGAAGAAAUAAAUGUAGCGAAGACAUACUUGUGAAUGCAUUAAUUACGCUCAGAAAUGAACGUCAGAAGUCAUUUAGUACAACCAAACGGGAUUACCUAACUAAGAGAUUGGUUGCUGAGUUAAUAGAUUUGAUGGUUGAGAGAAAACCGAAUGAUAAUGAAAAGUUCGGCCGCAUUUCGGGGUCAAAAGAAUGGAGAAGUGCAAGAGGUGAAAUAAAAAAUGAGAAUAUGUAUGUGUGGAUUAUUUCGAGUAAACAUAUCGUUAAUAAUAAAGUGACAAUUAAAUAUUCCACCGCUUUAGAUAAAUACGAAUUUGUGAAGGGAGAUGAUGGUGUUUUGAUUGUAAAUGAGUGGCAAUAUGGUGUUUAUGACUUCAGUAAUAUGUUUAGGAAGGAAGAGAAAGAUUGGAAAACUGUUUACUUAGCCAGAAAUGAAGGGACUGACCAAGGAAGUGUAUCAUGGAAAUUUGAAUUAGAUAAAGGGGUUAGAAAAUGUAUAGAUAAUUUAUCAUUAAAAUUCAAUUAUCAGCUAUAUGAAAAUGGGGUAGUACAAGUACAAUUAAUUUCCGAUAAUAAGUGUGUGGAUUUUCAUAAUACUGAAGGGGUUGUGGAAACUCAGGCUUUUUCGGGAGUGAGGCAUUUUACUAUUAAGGCUACUUUAAGUGGAGGAAAGGGCAGUGUGGCCUGGCAGCAUGCCCAGUUAUUUCGUCAGUCCUGUGACAGUAAAGAUUUUCCAUUUGUUCUUUGUGUAACCUUUAAAAAUGUUGAAUAAAUAAAUAUUUUAAUAUGA
Tribolium madens (black flour beetle) is the source of this 2008-nucleotide messenger RNA. Its product is annotated as peptide-N(4)-(N-acetyl-beta-glucosaminyl)asparagine amidase. NCBI's taxonomy places the organism in Eukaryota, Metazoa, Arthropoda, Insecta, Coleoptera, Tenebrionidae. The record is from RefSeq and is a predicted model, not a curated record. The transcript is spliced from 9 exons. Gene Ontology annotation, molecular function: peptide-N4-(N-acetyl-beta-glucosaminyl)asparagine amidase activity. Gene Ontology annotation, cellular component: cytoplasm; cytosol; nucleus. Bases 77 to 1990 code for a protein of 637 amino acids. Gene Ontology annotation, biological process: glycoprotein catabolic process; protein deglycosylation; protein quality control for misfolded or incompletely synthesized proteins.